Gadus morhua (Atlantic cod) is the source of this 2470-nucleotide messenger RNA. Its product is annotated as low choriolytic enzyme. The transcript has 9 exons. Gene Ontology annotation, molecular function: zinc ion binding; metalloendopeptidase activity. Gene Ontology annotation, biological process: proteolysis. The record is from RefSeq and is a predicted model, not a curated record. The coding region runs from base 1084 to 1947 and encodes 287 amino acids. NCBI's taxonomy places the organism in Eukaryota, Metazoa, Chordata, Actinopteri, Gadiformes, Gadidae.
AGAAAAACAAAAAACAAAAAAAAAACUAACCCUACAUAAUAAGUAUAUAUUUUUAGUUCAAUGUAUUUUAAAAUAAACACGAGUCUCUACCACACACCAAAUGACAACCUAACUAUGACACCCUUGCAUCAGGGUGACAAUGGCGCAAAUGUACAGUCUGUCUCCAGUUGAGUAUAGCAUUUGAAAGGGGUAAAAGUAUAUAUAUGUUCAAUAUUUUUUAGCACAUCACUCUUCCACAAGACUGGAUCUCAAGUGGUGCCGGCCUCGAACAGAAGACCUUUCUUCAGCUCCCCCUGUUUCCUCAUAACACACUCAAGGAGUCUUUCGUGUGAAGAGAUCGACGUCUGUCUUUCAUGUGUUUGAUGAAGAUCACUUAGAAUGGAUGGUGGUUGACUGCAACAGAAGAUUGGCGAAUUCGGGGAAGUACAUCUGGAGGUUAGGGAACGUGGUUUCAGGUUUGACAGGUGGUGAGAACAUUUGAUUACUGGCAUUGUUACUAGCAUUGGUCACGCACUUGAUCGGUAAUCCGGUAUCGGGAAAUAAUUAUUUUUUUAGUGAGGUAACGCCCAGCUCAGAGCUUUUUUCCUCUUAAUCAUUUUAACACAAUGCUUCUUUAUUGGUCAACAUGUUAGGUAAUACAUAUUUCACUGAAGCUCCCCACACACAUAGUGCCCCAAAGGAUUCCAAAAUGUGUGUGUGUGUGUGUGUGUGUACUGUAUGUGUUUGCGUGUGAAUGCAUGAUUGUUUCCUUGACACUUUUGGCUCAAAUUCAAUAAUUUAUUAAUUGUCACCUUACAACCAAGCAUGCACUAAAUCAAUGGAGGAAGACUUUGCAGAUGAAACCCAAAAAAACAUCAGAGGUCCACCCAUGGCGUCUAUAAAAGAAGAGGGCAAGACGCUUUUGUGUACAGCCUUCAACUCUCCUGAAGAGGUAAGGGGAAAUGCUUAUCUUGCUGUCCCCCCCUCGCACAUGGGGGACACUGACACAUCAGCUGUGCUCAUCUGCUUCUUUCUUCCUUUGAUUUCAGCAAAUCUGUUCAGAUCCUUGGACCUAAAAAGAAGAUAAGAUCGAGGGAUUUCAUCAUGACUUCCUUCGCAACUCUCAUCCUCGUCCUCUCUCUGACUUCAAGUGCUUUCUUCUCCCAUGCUUCGGGCGAAAGAAACAGCACAACAGGGGAGGACGAUGACAACGAACUGGAUAGCUCCGAGCGCGAGACUGAGGCCCCACAGGGUGCCUCCGACCUCAUCGAGGCUGCGAACACCGGACUGGAGCGCUUGAGGACCGGGCCGCAGAUCAAAUUCGGAGACAUCGCCCAGACGUCUACGUCCACUCGGAACGCCUCUCCCUGCACGGCCAGGGGCUGCACCUGGCCAAGGAGCUACAGAGGCUAUGUCUAUGUGCCUAUUUACAUCUCCCCAAAAUACAGCAGGGCCGAGCGAAAUGUCAUCAUUCGGAGCCUGGUGGAGUUCCACAGAGUCUCCUGCAUUCGCUUCGUCUGGAGGCGGAGGCAUCGGGACUAUCUCUACUUCUAUCCUUUCACCGGGUGCUGGUCCUAUAUAGGCCGCCAGCGAGGACUUCAAGUUAUCUCCCUCCAGCAGCGUGGGUGUGUUUCCCGCGGCACCGUCCAGCAUGAGAUCCUGCACGCCCUGGGCUUCCACCACGAGCAGUCGCGCUCCGACAGAGACAAACACGUCAGAAUCCAGGCCAACAACGUCCUUCCAGGAAAACUGAGCAACUUCAAUAAGGUGAACACCAACAACCUGGGCACUCCGUACGACUACAGCUCCAUCAUGCACUACAGCAGAUUUGCGUUCUCCAAGCAAAGAGGAGUUCUGCCCACCAUCGUCCCCAUCCCUGACUCCAAGGCAGUCAUCGGACAAUCCACCAAGAUGAGUGGCAACGACAUCAAACGACUGAAUAAACUCUACAAGUGCCGUGGCUACUGAGUUGAAGACAGGAUUCAAUGCUCUGAUGGACGACGCAUUCGCUGACACCCUCUCCUUUACGUUUAAAAUCGAAUGGGAUCAACACUUUGGUCUUUCCUCCCUUAUGUUAUUCCCUUUACUAAAUCCAGCGCAUGUGGAUCCCACCCAGCUAUACCUAAUUGUCCUUGGGAGACUUCCAUCUUGUAUUUUAACGGGAAAUGAUUUGUUUUUCUGGCCUUUCUAUGACAAACUGUUUUUAAAUGGGCUUGCUUAGUUUGUAAUGACUUCUUAGGGAUGACCUUGAGGUAACCCCCCUACCCCCCUUUACUGUCUUAAUGCAUAAUUAAUAAAUGCUGUUUAAAAAAGAAAAAACCUGGCUUGCAAGAUCAGCAUUCAGAAAAGGAAAUAUGAAAGUGGAACUGUAUCCUAAUUUUAGCAGCAUUUCUGACCACGACAACAAACUUAACUGUCAACACUUUAUUCAGUAUAAGAACUGCCUCACAUAAGCCUAGCGGGAUCAUACAAAAUUGGAAUAAACAUUUUA